UUCUAUUCUAUUCUAUUCUAUUCUAUUCUAUUCUAUUCUAUUCUAUUCUAUUCUAUUCUAUUCUAUGCUUUUGGAGAGAUUGGUCCUUGAGGGAUUAGCUAUCUAAUUGGGAUGUUCUGUGGCCAUUUAAUAAUCAUGGUCCUUCUGGAUGCCAAAUAAAAUAAAAUUUUAACCUUUGAAAUUUAAUGGUGUUUGGGGUUUGUAAAUUACUUAAAUAAUAACCUUUUUGAAGUAGAUUUUUUAGCCAGAAAAAACAGGACAGUUGUGUGUGGGUGUCUAUCUGUAACCUUUUCAUGGGUUCACACAUAACAAAUAUAAUUCAGUAAAUUCAGCUUUAUUAACAGACAACAUUAGAUAAUGAGAUCUAUCAUCAUAAGAAGAAUAAUAAAAACACCUUGAUGCAAAGAGAUGGCAGUGAGCUCAGAUUUUCUUAGGUGUUAGCAAGAAUUUGACACAAUAUGAGUUCUCUUUUGUUGUUUCCAAAUGUUAACACACAUCUGUCCAAUUUGGAAACACACACACAAAUGUUACUUUCCCAGCUUAUUUGUGCGACUGUCAAACUUCAUACAUUUUCAUACAUUUCCCUAAGCCUCUAUUACAAUUUCAAAAUUAUGUGAAAUGUUUAAAUUGUAUUUUCUAACUGUUUUAUAUUCUGCAGGAAACACUGUGGGUACAUCAAACCAAAGAGUAGUUUAUAGGUUGAUGGUAUCAGAUUCAGUCCGUCCAGAGGAUAGUGUGACUCUACAGUGUUCGGUCCUCUCGGACUUUGAGGACAAGACAUGUUCAGGAGAUCUCAGUGUGUUCUGGUUCAGAUCAGAUAAGUCUCAUCCACAUAUCUUCUUGACUGAUGGAAACAGACCUGACAAAUGUAAGAAGAAUAUUGACCAUCAGAAUAGAUGUGUAUAUAACUUCUCUAAGAACAUCAGCUCCUCUGCUGCCGGGACUUACUACUGUGCUGUGGCCACAUGUGGAGAGAUAUUAUUUGGAAAUGGUACAAAGUUCAAAGCUGAGCCAACGGCAGAUCCUGUACUAGUUAUACUUGUAUCCUGCUUGGUUAUUUCUCUGAUUAUAAAUAUUGUUUUCUUCUGUUACCGAACUCCAAGAGCAGCAUGUAAACAAUUUAAAGAAGGUACCUCUUCACAAGAUAGACGGAGAGACUUGAGUCAGCAAGGUGAUGACACAAAUGAAGAUGAGCAAGAUCUGAAUUAUGCAGCAUUACGCUUCUCUGCGGGUAAAGCUACAAGACAAACAAAUAGAAAUGAGCCUGGGGACAGUGUGUAUUCCCAUAUUAAACUCUGAAAUCUGUACAUACUGUAUGUGUAGGAUGUUUUAAAGAUUUGACCACUGAAAAUGAGUUAAUAUUAUUUUGUUUUACUUUUUGAAUCGACGCUGAAAGACUAGGUUUGUUUUGUUACCUUUUGUAAAAACAUUUAUUAUAAGAAUUUUGCAUCAAGAAACUAUUAUAACAAGUAGUGCUGAUACAUUUUACCCCUGCAAUCUGGCAUUUGUUUCAUUUAGUUUGUUCAUGGUUCUUUAAUUUUAUCAUCGUUUGUGUUUAUACUCUUUUGCUGAAGUUUUUAUUCUAACUCUUAUAGCCUUAAACAGACAAUCCCCUUUUAAUGUAUCAGAUCUACAGCAGGUUCACAGACAUGGAACUAGGGUCAUCAAAAGAGGAGCAGGCUGUAAUCAAUUUAAAAACCAGAGACUUACUUUUCCAAGUAGUUACAACCAAAUAAUGGAAUACUCUGCCUUUGCUCUUUAAACAGACAGCUAAAUAAGAGCAUCAUUUGGGCUAACAAGUGGUAAUUUUCAUAAUUAUAUAUUUUAUGUGUUCUGUUUUUUAUAAAGUGCCAACGUCUUUUGUGCCUGUCUAAUGCUUUUACUCCAUAAAGCACUUUUAUCUGUAAAAAGAAAAAGCAGAACAAAUGAAUUAGCUUGUUUUCCUUUUUCUAUUCACUUUCCAUAGUUACUAAAGAGUACUUUUGUCUGUUACUGCUCACUGAUCCUCGCAUGUUUAAGAUGGAGCAAUAAAUUCAAGGGAUGAUCAUUAUAUUUGAUAUAAUAGAUCUCUUAACAAAUUGACAAUAUAUCAAUAUUUCAAUGUAUUACUCUACUGCAGACAUGGUUGACUCCA
Molecule: messenger RNA, 2134 nt
Organism: Girardinichthys multiradiatus
Lineage: Eukaryota; Metazoa; Chordata; Actinopteri; Cyprinodontiformes; Goodeidae
Exons: 4
Coding region: 619-1299 (226 amino acids)
Source: RefSeq, a predicted model, not a curated record